Molecule: messenger RNA, 1114 nt
Organism: Lates calcarifer (barramundi perch)
Lineage: Eukaryota; Metazoa; Chordata; Actinopteri; Centropomidae
Gene: arl2
Product: ADP-ribosylation factor-like 2
Exons: 5
Coding region: 142-696 (184 amino acids)
Biological process (GO): protein folding
Cellular component (GO): cytoplasm; microtubule cytoskeleton
Molecular function (GO): GTPase activity; GTP binding
Source: RefSeq, a predicted model, not a curated record
UGGCUACGUGAGGCGGGAUCUUACAACAACCGCUUCCUGCGUCGCAAUGCUGCUUAGGGAUGCUAAACAUCUUUUGUAUUAAACUCUAAAUCAGUAAAAUUAUUUAUCAAAAUAACAGCAGCUGAGCGGGACAGCGUCGCGAUGGGGUUGCUGACGAUUCUGAAGAAGAUGAAGCAGAAGGAGCGGGAGAUGAGGCUUUUGAUGUUAGGUCUGGACAACGCGGGAAAGACGACCAUCCUGAAGAAGUUUAACGGAGAAGAUGUCAGCACCAUCUCCCCUACACUGGGCUUCAACAUCAAAACACUGGAGCACAGAGGGUUUAAAUUGAACAUUUGGGAUGUAGGAGGCCAGAAGUCACUGCGUUCCUACUGGAGGAACUACUUUGAGAGCACAGACGGGCUGGUGUGGGUGGUGGACAGCGCAGACAGACUCAGGCUGGAGGACUGCAGGCAGGAGCUCAGUGCACUGCUACUGGAGGAGAGGUUAGCUGGUGCAACGCUGCUGGUUUUUGCCAACAAACAGGAUUUACCAGGAGCCCUGUCAAAAGAGGCGAUACGAGAGGCGCUGGCACUGGAUGAGAUUAAAAGUCAUCACUGGUGUAUCAUUGGUUGCAGUGCAGUAACAGGAGAGAACUUGUUAGCUGGAGUGGACUGGCUAUUAGAUGAUAUCGCUGCAAGGAUCUUCACCGCCGACUGAGUGUGUAUUCCUGAUUUUUACAGCAGCUGACACGACUCUGGGUUCAUUAUUGGACAGUGGAGAUCAGAAGUAUCAAAAAAAAGAGCCCAAUAACUGUAGUUCUAGUUCCACCAGCUGCUGUUUGCAGUCAGCAGACCUGCAGUUAUCAAUGCUGCCUGUAUCCACAAUCCCUGGAAUCACACGUGGCUUUUAUAUUUUCUCAUUUAAUGUUGACACAGGCAGUUGAUCCAGAUGUUGACAGGAGAGAAACUGAGGAUUUUUCAAGAUGAACAAGUGAUUUCAAACACACUGAACCCUAAAUGAAGUUUGUUUACAUACAGCUGUAUGUAUGAAAUGUAAUGACUUGUACUCUGUGGUGGUGCUUCACUCACUCAAAUGCAGUUUUUUUUCUAAUAAACUUAAAAGCCUACUCAGUAAA